Pseudomyrmex gracilis is the source of this 1944-nucleotide messenger RNA. RefSeq lists its product as uncharacterized. The transcript is spliced from 7 exons. NCBI's taxonomy places the organism in Eukaryota, Metazoa, Arthropoda, Insecta, Hymenoptera, Formicidae. The record is from RefSeq and is a predicted model, not a curated record. Bases 106 to 1653 code for a protein of 515 amino acids.
AUGGCGAUCCAGUGAGGAGCUGUCAAAAAUUUAUUGUCAGGAAACGUAAUUUAUUAAUUUGAGAAAGCGAUCGCGAAUGUGACAGGUCUCAAUAACGCAAGCAGAAUGCAAGCAACCUGGUUUUAUUGCCAUCUCAUUUGGAGUGUUUGGUGUUUUCUACAAGUUACUGCUGCGGAUUAUGUCACAUUGACACAUAAUGGACCAGUUGUGUUGGGCGGUACAAUCACCUUCUGGGCGGAUUUGUAUACAAAAGAUAACGAACGACCAAAAGGAACCUUCAGAUACACGUGGACUGAUAAUUCAUUAAUAAAACAUGAAUAUCAGACUGAAAAAACAUCAAACACAACAAGUGUUUGGAGCAUUAAUUAUCCGCAAAAAGACUGUAUUCCCGGAAAAUAUACUGCAGAAAUAAAAGUUGAAUAUCUCAGCUUGGGAAUUUUUUGGAUGUUUGACACAAGUUCUCGCAUUUCCUUUGAGAUCACAGAAUUUCUUAAUGGUGAGAUAAUGAUAAUACAAGCUAACAAAACAGUAAAUACUAAUAAAACGGGAGACUAUAUUAGUUCCACAAAUGAGACAAAACUGAUGAUAGAUUUGAAUGAAGCAGAUUACAACUUUGUAACUCAAAACGCAACAUCAAUAUCGACAUAUUGGUUUAUUGAUUGCAAAUAUUACGGGCAAACAAACGACUUCACUUUUGUUUAUAAUUUUACAAAUCCCGGUGUGACUCACGAGAUAGGAGCUCUGGUGAUUGCUUCGUACAAUUCAGUAACAACCACAACUACAGUCUUACCGCCUACAACUACAGUAGACCCCUUCGAUGUGACAGCACCUGUGUCCAAUACUACUGCAGUAAAUAAUAUUACAAUAAAUCCAAACGUGACUUAUAUCGCAAAUGAAACGAGUACAAUAACAACCACAACAACCACCAUGUUACCACCAAUAGUUACAAGUGCAAACUCAACAACGUUUACGACAGCUGCUCCGAUUACCACAAGCACAAUGAAUGAUGUUAAUGUGUCUUUGCCUUACAUCUGCUCAAAUGCGUCUGUCAUUCCACCAGACCCUAAUAAAACAUAUGGAUAUUUCUACAAGACUAUUUACGUUCGUGCUCCACUGACGAAUAUCUCGGUGGAAGGUACAAAUUGGAUCCAACCGUGGGACAUGCUGUCACUUAAUGUGACGUGCAAAGGAUCAGGUCCAUUCUUCAAAUGUCUCGAAUUUCAUCGUGGCAAAUAUAACGUAACGGGAAACGAAACGUGUAACAACAAUGUCUCGGAGCAAUUAAAAUCUUGCAACUUCUCCAUCAUUCAUUAUUUUCUCGAACCGAGUGUAUACACGAUAUUGGUUAUAUUAGAAAACGAAGUUAGCAAACAGAUUUAUCCCUUAACAAUCAAUAUUUAUAAAGUUACAACAAAACCGCAGUUAUCGGUAAUCGUGGUGCCGGUCUCCUGCUCGCUUGUGGCCGUGGUGCUGAUAGUGUUCGGCGUGGCGUAUUAUAUUCAGAACAGAGCGAGAUUCACGGUGGAAGUCGCGGACUUCGACUUCGGUCAGAGUAAUCCAGAAAUGGAGUACAAAACGUUCACAGAACGUUUGCGCGACUCGUUCAAUAACACUGGAUACAAACCACUUGGCAAUCCGCAGAUACUUCAGUAACAUACGGAGCAAGAAGCAACGUUUUGGAAAACCUAAACUAAUGAAAGUUUCUCCGAAGAAUGAGUAGAAACGAGGACACGCGAACUCUUCGCGAAAACAUUCAUCAACUCAUUUUAUAACGGUGGCGAACAAAUUCUUUAGAUUUUGUGUCUCUGUGCCAAUGGUGUAAACAAGCUUCUUUCAAGGUUGACAUUAUGAAAGUCAUAAAAAAAAAAAAAAAAGACACUGGUGAAUAUCAUAGAGUUGUUCGAAAACCACCUUUGCGAACAACGAGUUCAGAAUGUACAUAAA